AUGGACGGGUCGGAGAAGCCUCCUCGCCUCUAUUCGACUGGGGACCAAGCACUGGAAUGUUCCAAUCAAUACGGAACGGGAACAUCCACACCACGUAACAAUACAGGUCUGCUCACCCGAUUCUCCACAUCGUCCGGUGUUACGCGGCAAUCUCCGAUUGGGAACAGUUUGGGACCCAGGGUCACAUUUAAAGAAAAUGUGGACACAAUAGCCAAUGUGUCCCCAAAUGUCAGUGAUCCGGGAUCACAAAACACUUCGUCCAACGACAGUGGUAUUGAUAACCUAAAACCGACUGAGGUUAAAGUUCCUCCACCGAUGAACGGAAACAAUACCGAUUCCAGUGGAACGUACGACAACGCAUUCACUCCGACCGUCCGAUCCAGUUUGGUUAUUCGCAGUCCAAGUCAGACCAUGGGUAAUCGAAACGAUUUGGUCACUGAAACCAGUGGCUCCGGAACCCUGCCCCGUGUCCUAGCCCCAUCUUCCACAUUUGCCUCAAGUUCAAACCAAGUGAUGAACACAUCGAUCUAUUCGAAUCGAUUGCCCACAUAUGCAGUGCAUGGACAAAACAGUGAACACACACCGUUACUGGUCGAGUCAACCGAAUCGGAUUUGGCUAACUUGUUGAAACCGCCCAAUCUCAGUCUGAACACAACACGACUCGGUCGUCCGAACGAGAUGAUCGGGGACGGGGCAAGCAGUCUACAAUCCUCAUCCACUGCCGACCAAUAUCCCAUGCUCUUAUCAUCAUCACCGUCAUGUCUUUUGGGCGAUGAGACACACGAACCGAGACUGUGCAGUCAGGUUUGA
Echinostoma caproni is the source of this 810-nucleotide messenger RNA. The record is from the annotation of a GenBank genome assembly. NCBI's taxonomy places the organism in Eukaryota, Metazoa, Platyhelminthes, Trematoda, Plagiorchiida, Echinostomatidae.